CUAAAAAAAAAUUAAUGGAUCCAUCUGAUUUUCCUUUUGAUAUUGAAGCUUGCAAAAGGCAGUCUGAAAUCAAAGAGAGAUCAUGUAGCCGCAAACCAACGAUUGAUUGAAGACUAUUUUGCCGAUCAACCUACAUAUGGCGAUGCAAUGUUUUGUCGGAGAUUUCGGAUGCAAAAAAAUGUUUUUCUUCGGAUCGUUGGGGACCUAUCAAGCAGUGAAAAAUAAUUCACUCAUCGAGUUGAUGCAGCCAACAAAGAAGGUAUAUCUCCAUUAGCUAAAUGUACCACAGCCAUGCAAAUGUUAGCAUAUGGUGUUGCGGCUGACGCUGUCGAUGAAUACAUCAAAAUAGAAGGUACUACAUCAUUGGAGUGCUUGCGAAGAUUCUGUAAAGGAAUCAUACAAUUGUAUGAGAAAGUAUAUCUUAGAAUUCCAACUCAAGAUGACCUACAAAGAAUUCUACAUGUUAGCAAGAUGAGGGGAUUUCCAGGGAUGAUUGGGAGUAUUGAUUGCAUGCCUUGGGAAUGGAAAAAUUGUCUAACGGCGUGGGAAAGUCAAUAUACCCGAGGUGAUAAGGGAACCACUACUGUUAUUCUUGAAGCAGUUGCAUCUCAUGAUCUUUGGAUCUGUCAUGCAUUUUUCGGGUUUCCAGGCACAUUGAACAAUAUAAAUGUUUUAGAUCGUUCACUAGUGUUUGAUGAUGUUGAACAAGGAAAUACUCCAAGAGUGAACUUCUUUGUGAACCAACGUUCGUACAAUAUGGCAUAUUAUCUAGCUGAUGGAAGCUAUCAUUCUUAUCCCACUUUCGUCAAGUCAAUUAGACUUCCUCAGAGUGAACCAUACAAGCUAUUUGCACAAUGUCAAGAGGGAUGUCAGAAGGAUAUUGAACAUGCAUUUGAAGUGUUGCAGGCUCGAUUUAAAAUAAUUCAUGAACCAGCUCGCAUGUGGGACAUAGAUGAUUUGGCUAUCAUCAUGAGGUCAUGUAUCAUAUUGCAUAAUAUGAUUGUUGAGGAUGAAUGAGAUACAUAUGCUCAACAUUGGACCGAUUAUGAUCAAUCUGAAGAAAGUGGGUCUAGUACACCACAACCAUUCUCGACCGAGGUGCUACCUGCAUUUGCAAAUCAUGUGCGUGCUAGAUCUGAGUUACG
Capsella rubella is the source of this 1145-nucleotide messenger RNA. RefSeq lists its product as uncharacterized. The record is from RefSeq and is a predicted model, not a curated record. The transcript has a single exon. NCBI's taxonomy places the organism in Eukaryota, Viridiplantae, Streptophyta, Magnoliopsida, Brassicales, Brassicaceae. Bases 292 to 1017 code for a protein of 241 amino acids.